Messenger RNA from Haemonchus placei, 558 nucleotides. The record is from the annotation of a GenBank genome assembly. Lineage: Eukaryota; Metazoa; Nematoda; Chromadorea; Rhabditida; Trichostrongylidae.
AUGUUUCCAUUGAACGUGAUUUGCAAGACGGUUCCUGCGCUCCUGUUCGCCGUUCCGGUCUUCGACAAGCGGUAUAUUUGUGGGACGAUCUGCAAACGGACUGAUUCGGAGUGUCGACGGGUGGCACAUUCAUCAGUGCAGUAACUCUUCGCUGUUUAUGAAAGCGUCAAGAGUGCAUUUGUGGACGGCAAGAAGGGCGAGAUUCAUGGGGUGAGAUCUUUCAGGUUGGUGCUGUGCUCCACAUCUUCAGUGCUCGCUUUCUUGAUCGCUAGAACCACUGCAUUACGGCCAAAAAUGUCACUAGUCACUGUCAAAAAUGUUCAACCGUCAGAGCAGUUCCCCUUCCGCAAUGAAUCCCUGCGCAAAUGUUUCCUGCCGACGGGCUCGACUCAACGGCGUCCGCAGGGGUCGACGAGUCUUGUCAGUGUGCCGGUAGCUGCUUAUGGAUUGCUUUCCCUCUUCCGGUGUGAACAAGGACGGCUCAUUGAUGGGAUGCGCUUCGUCUGCUGUGCUCUUGGAGCAACUAUUCUGGGAAGGAUCUUCUCGCGACGUCCAUAA